This is a messenger RNA of Labrus bergylta (ballan wrasse), 4808 nucleotides long. It is a transcript of the gene prkacaa, whose product is annotated as protein kinase, cAMP-dependent, catalytic, alpha, genome duplicate a. NCBI's taxonomy places the organism in Eukaryota, Metazoa, Chordata, Actinopteri, Labriformes, Labridae. Gene Ontology annotation, biological process: protein phosphorylation. The record is from RefSeq and is a predicted model, not a curated record. Gene Ontology annotation, cellular component: nucleus. Gene Ontology annotation, molecular function: ATP binding; protein kinase A regulatory subunit binding; protein serine/threonine kinase activity.
CCCAUUCGAUGGAUGACUGGAGUUUCCCUUGCGGUCUGAAGAUUAAUGGAAGGGGUCUGUUGAUCUUAGGAAUCGGCUAUCAGAUGGUCGGUCCCAGGAAUCCACUGCGCUUGACGCCUGAUUUUUAAGCGAAUGGCGAGAGAGCAAGUUGAAUAACCAGACAGCGGCAAGGACGAUAACCUAGAAAGCACUUUUGUUAUCCAGGUCUCACUUGAAAAGGCCUGCCUACACGGAGAUAUAGCACCUGGUUUGCUCAGGCCAGGAUACGACUUCGAGGGGACGCUAAAAGCUAAUGGUAGCUUGCUCGUUUAAUUGACGGAAAACAUCUCUGAACGAUCUGUUUAAUGUUCCGGAUUGGAUUUUGGAUUUACCAAAUCGUCUCUGGAAUUAAGGCAAACUCAAGUGACAUCUUUAUUUGCCGAUGCUCGCUUAAAAAUUGACGAGCUAACGCUUCAAAGCUAACAUCUUCUGACCAUCCCUGCUAGAUUUAGCUAGCGUGCUAGCCUAGCUAAGCUGCAUACUUGGAGAUAUCCUCUCGCUUGGUUUUAGUCGGGUUUGAGGACACUCUAAGGAAAUAUAGAGUAUUUAUAUUUAUUAGUCGAUAAUGAUAGCUGUUAGCUAGUGGGCAGCUGUCAGCUUCAUUGAGCCCAGCGGUGUGUUAGCGGUGUAGCAUCACUCAACGACUUGUGAAGGAAGACUUAUCCCGAGCCCAGGGACUCAACCAUCAGCCUGCCACCAUGGGCAACACGCCCACCGCGAAGAAGGGCAAUGAGAUGGAAAGCGUGAAGGAGUUUCUUGCAAAAGCCAAAGAAGAUUUCCUGAAGAAAUGGGAGAAUCCAGCACAGCAAACUGCAGCGUUGGAUCACUUUGAGCGUCUGAAGACCUUAGGCACCGGUUCGUUUGGUCGAGUCAUGCUGGUUAAACACAAAGAAUCGGGCCAGCAUUUUGCCAUGAAAAUACUUGACAAGCAGAAGGUGGUGAAGCUGAAGCAGAUAGAACACACACUAAACGAGAAACGUAUCCUGCAAGCCGUCAGCUUUCCCUUCCUGGUGCGACUGGAGCACUCUUUUAAGGACAACAGUAAUCUUUAUAUGAUAAUGGAGUAUGUGCCCGGGGGCGAAAUGUUUUCACACUUAAGGAGAAUCGGCAGAUUCAGUGAACCACACGCUCGCUUCUACGCAGCCCAGAUUGUACUGACAUUUGAAUACCUUCACUCUCUGGAUCUCAUCUAUCGGGAUCUUAAACCGGAGAACCUGCUCAUUGACCAGCAAGGUUACAUUCAGGUAACAGAUUUUGGAUUUGCGAAACGGGUGAAGGGCCGAACCUGGACGCUGUGCGGGACCCCUGAGUACCUGGCACCAGAGAUCAUCCUCAGUAAGGGUUACAAUAAAGCAGUGGACUGGUGGGCUCUGGGAGUUCUGAUCUAUGAGAUGGCUGCUGGUUACCCCCCCUUCUUCGCAGACCAGCCUAUUCAGAUUUAUGAGAAGAUUGUAUCAGGAAAGGUUCGCUUUCCCUCCCACUUCAGCUCAGACCUGAAAGAUUUGUUGAGAAAUUUGCUGCAGGUGGACCUGACCAAGCGCUUUGGCAACCUCAGGAAUGGAGUAAAUGAUAUCAAGGGCCACAAGUGGUUUGCCACCACUGACUGGAUUGCCAUCUACCAGAGGAAGGUGGAAGCUCCCUUUAUUCCUAAGUGCAAAGGCCCCGGUGACACAAGCAACUUCGACGACUACGAGGAAGAGGAAAUCAGAGUCUCCUUCACAGAGAAGUGUGCAAAGGAGUUUGCAGAGUUCUAGAUUCCAACCAUGAGUAGCGAAGAGACAGAGAGAGACAGGUAUUUAGAAAGUCUAAGGGGGUCAAAAGGAAGGAAGCGCUAGGGUGGACUGCUAACUUGCUUAUUUGUAAUGACGACAACAAUGUAAAAUCCCCCAAAAGGAAAGGUAGGCAAAGUGCAGAAAGAUCCAACAGAACCAGCAGUGUUGCCUUUUCUGAUUGUUUCUCAACUGUUACCUUUUCAUUUUAUUUACCCCCUCUUGUGUUUGUGGCAGGGGCUCGAGGAGAACAGGCAAAGGUCGUGGCUGUCCAGCUAUACUUGUAUCUUUUCUGAUUGUGUAAUGAUGACAUGUUUUCAGUCUUCGCAGGUUGAGGCAUUGAUUUUUUUUGUUAAGGUACUGAAUCUGCUAGGCUCCUUCUUUUUUUCUUUUUUUUAAACGGACCAUCUCUACAAGCUUCUCAAAGAGUGAUCGUUGUAACCUGUCAUCCUGGUUCCCCCUCUCCAUCUCUCUAUCCUGAAUCUGUCCAAGCAAUACCAAGUCCAACAGAUGUGCCUAUCAUAAUGCCAACUGGUUGGAAAUCUGUGUCGAAAGCAUUGGCGCAGAGCUUUGGCCGUUGUGGCAUCUGCCCUUGUGCCCAUUUGGUUUAAAGCUUGAACACACUCUGCGCCUGCCUUUUGUCUGCUCAAUGUGGCAUGAUUGUUGGGUAGAUGACGCACUCACUGCUUGCAGUGGAAAGUAGUGGCAACCUCUUUGAUCAGAGUGAAUAUAAUUUAUCACAGUACACUUUGUCUCGGCCUUACUCCAUGUGAGGACCUGUGAGAAACUGUCAGCCUGAGGUCUGCAUUGAAGUCUGUCUCUCUCUUAGCUGAAUUUAUUAGAGCAUUUUAAGAAUCCUAUCGGUGAUCAUUUUGUCCUUUUUAUGUCGAUCUCUGUGCUUGUGUGUUACUUAGUGCUCAAGGGUGGGUUUAAACAGCUGUGAUUCAGCAGCAACUAACAUUGUGGUCGCACUCCUGUCUAUUGUUUAUUUAAAUCAUAGUGCAUUUAAAAUAGAUUCUCUAUCUUUACUUAUAUGUGUAUCUUUGUAUAUAAAUAGAUAUAUAAAUAAUGAUAGAGAAUAUGAAUUAUCCGUCUUUUUCUCUUUUUUCAACUGUGUCUCAUAGCUGUGAAACUGAAUUUAAGAUUUCAUAAAUAAAUAAAGAAUUAUGAUAUCUGCCAAAAUUUGCAAACUGAGAGCAUUGCAACGUUUUCUGUAUGUAUCUAUGAUGGUGGUGGAUUUUAAUACGCAAAAAAAGUAGCAAAAACAACGUCUCGACAAAAUGUGCAUGUUAUUUUUGUACAAUAUCACUUCUAAAGAACGGUGGCAGAGCAUUAUGCAGAAUUCGUGCUGAGGUACAUGACAUCAUGGAUCAAAUGCUUAACUGUCGAGGUGGACUCUGGGCUGCUCUGUUUUUGAAGAUGGAACAAGACCCAGUGAGACAUGUUCGAGCGUUCUUCUGGGCUGUGGUCAAUAUUCAGUAGUAACUACGGUAACAGUUUGCUGAUAAUACUCACUGAACGUGUGCUUCUCACAUUAAUAAUUUCAAAUUAUUUUUUACCCCUCCUCUCCUCAUCUCUUGUAUAUACUGUCAUGUAACACCUUCCGAUAAUUUGCAGUCCAACCAAAUUUGAGGGUUUUCUUCUCAGUUUUUACAGCUUUGUAACAAAUUAAAGAAAAGGAAGCUAUCCUAAAGCUGCCCCCCUCCCCCCCCUCCCUUUGCCAAGUUUAUUUCUGUGGAUGCAAGACAAUCGCAGACCAAAUCUUAUUGCUGGUUUGUUGACUGAACACAUUAUUUUGGUUUGUUGAAGGAUGUUCACCCCCUCCCACCCUCUUCCUCCAUAAGCCCCUAUAGGUGCUAGUAUUUCUCCAUCUCACUGAAAAGCUUCUGUGAAUUGUUCAAUGUGCAUCAAUCUAUUUGUCAUAGUCUUGUAACAUGACAUUUUUGAGAAUGUUUUUUGACUCCAAGUGGUUUUUAGUAGGCUUGAGUCAUCAUUUUUGCCGUCUCUUAAUGUAACUGAGAUCAAAUGCAGGAUCACUUUUGAAUGUCUUGAAUUGUCUGAUGGAAAUGUUUCAAAGCUGUUUGGAAAAACAUGAAGUGUGUUUUGUAUAUUACAUGUUUCUCCGGUGAGCCUGUUUUUUUUUCUUGCAUGUGGUAAAGCAACCCCAAGAGCAAGACAUCUCCCGGGAGCUGAGACAUGUUUGAGAAUGCGUUGUUUCCACAGCAGACAGUCUCAUCUCCGUGUAACCUUUUUGUUUUUGUUAGAGCAUCACACUGAACAUUGCAGUGGAUCAACAAGCAACUUCUCAAGCCUUUUGCAAAUAGUGAAGCACAUGCCCACACCCCUUCAGAUCUCUUAGAUUGUUGAUUCAUGCUAAUUAUUUGAAACUGUUAAGACACAAUGUAAUGCUUUCAAAAGAGCACAUGUAAUUUAUGUUCUGACACAUGACUAUGAGUCCUACAUGAAGUUGGUGGUAUGGAAGGCAACACCACUUGAUCCACUUCAGACACUGAAGCCAUCAAAAAGAUUGCUUUUGUUCACAUUUGUUUCCCCUUAUAAAACUUUAUUUUGUUUUUGUCCUGAAAUUUCUCCUAUCAGCUUAACGGUAUCAACUGCUUUGUGCUAAUAUUGAGUUUUUCUCCUGGGUUUGCCUUCUACUUUCAUCGAGUUUCAGCACACUCAUUCAAACGUAACACUUUUUACAUCUGAGAUGUUUUGCGUUCAUAUUUUCUAAUUGUAUUUUCAAAAAAAAAGAAGCAAAAAAGCAAAAACAGAACAUUAAUCUUUUUUCCUCAUGACCUGGGUACAGUGAUUGUGUAGUCUAUUGUACCUUUUGGGAAACAAUACUGUAUAUCCUUGCCUUUGACAGUCUUAACUAUCUUACCCUCUGGAGAACUUGACAGAUACCCUUAGAACACAAUGAGUAUGUUAAAAAAAAUAUACAUAAAGUAAUAUUUUGCAAAAUGUAUCAUUCCAAUAAACUUUUACUUGUUAAGACUA